Macrobrachium nipponense is the source of this 1440-nucleotide messenger RNA. RefSeq lists its product as uncharacterized. The transcript has a single exon. Gene Ontology annotation, molecular function: protein kinase activity; ATP binding. The record is from RefSeq and is a predicted model, not a curated record. NCBI's taxonomy places the organism in Eukaryota, Metazoa, Arthropoda, Malacostraca, Decapoda, Palaemonidae. Gene Ontology annotation, biological process: protein phosphorylation. Bases 1 to 1440 code for a protein of 479 amino acids.
AUGAGGGAUGAUAUCAGAGAUCUGAAGCAGGAGACCAGGGAUAUGUGGGAGGAGAACAGAGAUCUGAGGCAUAAGAACAGAGAUCUCAGGGAGGAUAUCAGAGAUCUAAGGGACGAUAGUAGGGAUCUCAGGGAGGACAACAGAGAUCUGAGGGAGGAGAUCAGAGAUCUGAGGGAGGAGAUCAGACAUUUUAGGAAGGAGAUUAGGCACUACAAUAUCAAAGACACUGAAAUUUCUACAAAUGAAAUUUCUACACUUGAAGACCCUCUUCCUCCAACUUCUCCCCCCGAGAUGCCAUUGAGCGAUAAUUCUCAGGCUAUUUCACAACAAAGGAAUAAUAAAACUUUCAAAGAAUGCAAAGAGGCUUUUCCACCUACAGACAAAACUCAACCAGAGAUCACAAAGCAAUUCAUUGAAAAUUUAAGGUGUCUGGGAAUCCCUCUAGUCUGUAUAGAUAGUGUUUUCUCCCAAGGCCUCAGUUUCGCUGGUGAAGGCGCAUUUGCUAAAUGCUACAGGUACCAAUUUGCUGAUCUAGAUAAGCCUGUCAUCAUUAAAGUGAUCGAGAAUUUAUUUACUCCUACAGAAGAAAUAUUGAAAGAGGUGACAAUGUUACAAAGAGUGGCAGACAUAGAUGGCACACCGUGCGUUCUAGCUGUGUCACCGAUGGAGCCCUAUGCUGUCAUCAUGGAGGAUGGAGGUAACAUCAGCUUCAGUGACUGGAUGAUAAAAAAGGGCAGACUACCCAGGGAAGGACUCGAGAUGCUGAAAAAAAUCUCUCAGGUACUUGCACAGAUUCAUCUCAAACAGGUUGUUCACACGGAUUUGCACGAAAAGAACAUAGUCAUUGAUGAAGAAAGAAACCAACCGACAAUUGUAGACUUUGGCAGAGCAACAGACAUGAAAUACGAGAACCAAGGAGAUGAUGUGCUAGACCUAUACUUGUUACUCGAAAGAUGCUCACGGAUACUGAAAUUCCCCUCCCAUCUCAAAGAGGCAAUGAAUCUGGAAAAUAUGACGUUGCCAAAGUUUGUCCAAGAUUUGAACAUGCUUCUCGACAUCCUGGAUAAAAUAAAUAAAGGUCCAGAAAAGACAAGUGAAAGAAAAUUUGUUUUCAUGGGACUAGAAGAAAGAGAUGAGGCCAUAGGUAACAAGAUUGUCAACCUAAAAUUGGAGGAGUCUUGGUUACUGAACUUGCUUGAAGAAUUCCAAUUUGAGUGGGACAAUCUCGAGGUGGAAAAUGCUCAUUUAAAACAGCUGGCUGUGGAAGCUAAGGAGAGAGCGAGCAAUCUAAAAGAAAUAUCUGCAAUCAAUACAACUUCCAACACAAGAGUCAGAGAUCAGUCUAGGAUCUCAGCGUUCCUGGCGAUCUGUGGCGCUUGGUGGGAGAGAUGCACACCAUCAGGUUUCCGUCUCUGUCUAGGAUCUUGGCAUUCCUGGUGA